AUGUUCUCCCGACAGACCAUCAUCACUCUCACAUCCCUCCUAUCCCUCACCUCCUUCACUGUCGCCGUCCCAGCCCCCGCCCUCGAGUCCUCCACCACCUCCACCACCUCCCCUCCAUCAAUCCCCACAACCACCGCAAACCCCUUCCCCUUCCUCGACCCCCACCUCGGCGCCAAAAUAGACUACAACCAAGACCACUACGAGGACUACAUCCCAACCGAUCCCUCCAACACCCCAGACAACAAUGGCCAUGCCCUAGUCACCAGAAGAAGAAACACCCAAGGCUACGGCCUCGCCAACCACGCCACCAUCACCAUGCUGACGGGCAAAGAGUGUAACAUGUGGGGAGCCUCGUAUAGCGCCGAGGAAGGGGAGAAGAACUGCCAAAUUAAAGCGUGGGCGGGAAAUGACUGCACUGGGAAAGUGGGCGGGCCAAAAGCGAAGAAGUUGGUUCAAUGGGGAUGUACCAAGGAUAUCCAGUAUGGGUCUAUUGAGGUUAUUUGCUAG
This is a messenger RNA of Sordaria macrospora k-hell, 507 nucleotides long. RefSeq lists its product as uncharacterized. The record is from RefSeq and is a predicted model, not a curated record. NCBI's taxonomy places the organism in Eukaryota, Fungi, Ascomycota, Sordariomycetes, Sordariales, Sordariaceae.